Pantherophis guttatus is the source of this 2219-nucleotide messenger RNA. Its product is annotated as multidrug and toxin extrusion protein 1-like. Gene Ontology annotation, biological process: xenobiotic detoxification by transmembrane export across the plasma membrane. Gene Ontology annotation, molecular function: antiporter activity; xenobiotic transmembrane transporter activity. Gene Ontology annotation, cellular component: membrane. NCBI's taxonomy places the organism in Eukaryota, Metazoa, Chordata, Lepidosauria, Squamata, Colubridae. The record is from RefSeq and is a predicted model, not a curated record.
UGUGAAGAAGACAGUCCGGGAGUCCAGAUCUGCUUGAAGUCCAUCCUGCAGCGGGUGAAAAAACGAGAUCAAGGAGAAGAAACCCAAUUUUCUUAGAAACCUCCAAAAAAUCCUUUCGCCCCACCCCGCGACCUAUGGAUCAAGGGGCUUCAGACUUGGAGAAGCCCCCACUCGGUACUUCAUCCGACGAAGAUCCCAAGAGUUCGGUUCUUCCAUGCUGCAGGAAAUUAUGUCGGCUGUUUCCUUCCAAUUUCUGGGAAGAGGUGAAGAAUAUUUUGGUGAUGGCCGGGCCGUUGACGGUGAUUCAGCUCCUGGUGUUCAUGAUCCACGUCGUCAGCACGAUAUUUUGCGGCCACAUGGGGAAGGUUGAAUUGGCAUCCGUCACUCUUGCCAUUGCGGUGAUCAACGUGACUGGCAUUUCUAUAGGUUUUGGGCUGUCCUCGGCUUGUGACACAUUAAUAUCUCAGACGUACGGCGGGAAGAACAUGAAACGGGUGGGUACCAUCCUCCAACAAGGCAUCCUGAUUCUUCUCCUCUGCUGUUUCCCAUGCUGGGCAUUUUUCAUCAAUACAGAACAACUUCUGUUGCUGAUCCGGCAGGAUCCGGAAGUUUCCAGGCUUACCCAGGUUUAUGUCAUGAUCUUUAUCCCAGCACUGCCUGCAGCCUUUAUUUACCAGAUCCAAAUGCGGUAUUUGCAAAACCAGAAAAUCAUCUGGCCAGAGGUUUUUUGUGGCAUCGCUGCAAAUAUUAUCAACGUCCUGGCAAAUUAUGUUUUCCUCUACCAAUUCCACAUGGGCGUUAGGGGGUCUGCGUGGGCCAACACCAUCGCUCAGUAUGCGCAAGCCAUCGCCCUCUUUCUCUACAUCAAGUGGAAGAAGCUUCACGUCGAAACCUGGGGAGGUUGGUCCACGGACUGCCUGCAGGAAUGGGGUCUCUUCAUGUCGCUGGCGAUUCCCAGCAUGCUGAUGAUUUGCAUUGAAUGGUGGACUUUUGAAAUUGGAAGCUUUCUGAUAGGCCUCCUGAGUGUGCUGGAUCUAUCUGCGCAAUCUGUCAUCUAUGAAAUCGCCACAGUAGCUUAUAUGAUUCCCUUUGGGAUCGGGGCCUCCACCAGCGUCCGAGUGGGCAACGCCUUAGGAGCCGGGAAGGGGCAAGAAGCCCGCAGGUCUUCUGUAGUCGCCAUAUUUUGCACAGUGGGAUUCGUCCUUCUGAUGUGUGUUGUGUUGAUAGCCUCAAAAGAUGUCUUGGCGUACAUUUUCACCAGUGAAAAAGAAGUGGUUGACCUCGUGGCAUAUGUGAUGCCCGUCUACAUAGCCUUCCACCUGUUUGAAGCCCUUUGUGCUACAACCGCCGGGGUGCUGCGUGGCACCGGAAGGCAGAAAUUAGGCGCCAUUUUCAACAUGCUGGGCUACUACGCUGUAGGCCUGCCCUUGGGGGUCGUGCUCCUUUUCGUAGCCAAAAUUGGCAUGAUAGGGUUUUGGCUGGGCAUGCUGAUUUGCACCCUGAUCCCCUGCAUCUGUUCCAUCACGUACAUACUCCGGAUGAAUUGGGACCAGGUGGCUGAAGAGGCCCAGCGCCGUGCCAAACUGUCGCAGAAGCCAGUGGAGGAUUUGAACUCGGCUCCCAUCCCGGGCAAAGCAGUUUCCUCUUCCGAUAUAGAAUGCAAAGCAGGGUUUGGAGGACACACGGAUGCCCAGAACGGCGUUGUGCUUCUGAGCUUCACCGUCAUAAAUGGCCCAACCUUGCCGGACAAAAAGGCGGUCAGUGUCCCCAGGAGGGGCCGAGUUCUGACGACCAAGCAACUGAUCGUGAGACGGGGACUCGCGGUGGCCGGCGCCGUGGGAAUUCUAGCGGUGGGAAUAUUGAUACGGAUAUUCACGGUGGACAAUUAGAGGCUGGGGAAGAGACUAGAAUGGACUCCCUUGAACCCAAGGCAAAGAAACGAGAGCGAGAUGCUCAGGAACCUAUUUCAUCCAGCAGAGGGCGCCAGUGGGAGUCAUACCCAGAGCUUCCACCAGGGGGCGCCCAUCUCAGCCAAACAUUGUGGGAUGUUGGCCAUCUUGCUCAUUCUCGCAAAGCCAAGCUGACCAAAUCCAGCGUCUCAACAUGCAAAAGACUGAUUUUUGGGGUUCAGAAAGUUUAUUUCUACCACGCGGCCACCUGUUGUAGAUAACCUGACGUACUCCAUGUAAUAUUUCCAGAUAAAAAUCUUUUAAUAGUAA